Colletotrichum karsti is the source of this 1884-nucleotide messenger RNA. Its product is annotated as sugar transporter. Gene Ontology annotation, biological process: transmembrane transport. Lineage: Eukaryota; Fungi; Ascomycota; Sordariomycetes; Glomerellales; Glomerellaceae. Gene Ontology annotation, molecular function: myo-inositol:proton symporter activity. The transcript has 10 exons. Gene Ontology annotation, cellular component: membrane. Bases 1 to 1884 code for a protein of 627 amino acids. The record is from RefSeq and is a predicted model, not a curated record.
AUGGGUAACGACAUCGACGAGGUCCCUCGCCCGUACGAUGACGGGUACGAGAAGGAGACUGGGGAUCUGAAGCCCCAGGCGGAGCUCGCCGAGGCGACCGAUCGUCGCGAAUCGGUGGCUUUGAACAUCGUCCAGAAUCCUUUGCAGCGCAAAACUCCACAAGAGACCGUCGCCGAUGCCGUUGAGUUCGCCGAGACCAACGGCUUGGCCGAACAGGCCGCUUUGUUCGGGCGAGCCGCUCUCGUCGCCCGCGACAUGGAGAACUUUGACGGCAUCACCGAACUUCUGGACGACGAGCGCGCGGCGCUCGAAUACGAGAGAGACCACAAAUGGCAUGGUCCCAAGAUGCUCUGGUACUCGAUUGCGCUUUGCGCCGUCGGAGCUGCCACUCAAGGAUGGGAUCAGACGGGUUCCAACGGAGCCAACCUGACUUUCCACGAGGCUCUUGGUAUUGACAGCGGAUCCGAGAGAGACGAUUGGAUCAUCGGAUUGAUCAACUCCAUUAUUUUCCUCACAGCUGGCUUGAUUGGUGCAUUCAUCGUUGAUCCCCUGAACCACUACUUCGGUCGACGAGGCGAGAUCUUCAUCACGGCUCUCUGCCUGACCGCCACCCCGAUCGGCUCGGGCUUCGCCAAGACAUGGGAAGGCCUCUUCAUCGCGCGUUUCGUGAUGGGAAUCGGCAUCGGCGCAAAGAACGCGACCGUCCCCAUCUUCUCCGCCGAGAUGGCCCCCCACCGAGUCCGCGGCGCCCUCGUCAUGUUCUGGCAACUCUGGGUCGUGGCGGGCAUCUUCCUGGGCUUCUGCGCCAACGUCAUCGUCAAGGACACCGGCGACAUCUCCUGGCGUCUCCAGCUCGGUUCGGCCUUCAUCCCGUCCUUCGUCCUCGGCGCCGGUAUCUUCUUCUGCCCCGAGUCCCCGCGUUGGCUCAUGAAGCACGGUAACCACCCCAAGGCGUUCCGGUCCAUGUGCCGCCUGCGCGCCCACCCCAUCAUCGGCGCGAGAGACUUCUACUACUCGUAUGUCAUCUACCAGCAGGAACUCAAGGAGGCCCGCGGCGCUGGGUACUUCCGCCGCAUGUGGGACUGCUUCUCCAUUCCUCGCAUCAGGCGUGCCAACUACGGCGCCAGCACCGUGAUGCUUGCGCAGCAAAUGUGUGGUAUCAACAUUAUCUCCUUCUACAGCUCCACCAUCUUUGUGGACGCUGGCUACACCGCCGUCGAAGCGCUGUACGCCUCUUUGGGAUACGGUGCCAUCCAAGUCAUUGCCACCAUCCCCACGUUGUUCCUCAUUGACACGAAGGGCCGAAGGAAGCUCUGCAUGAUUACAUUCCCCUUCAUGUGUGUUUUCCUGUUGGCGGCAGGUCUCUCUAUGCUCAACCAGAACGAUGACCGUAGCCGUGCCGCACACAUCGGUCCUGUGGUCCUCUUCGUGUAUCUCUUCACCAUCUGCUACUCUCUGGGUGAAGGCCCCGUCGCAUUCCAAUACUCUGCUGAGGUUUUCCCCACCAUUCAGCGUGAGCAGGGCAUGGCCUGGGUUGUCUGCAUCAACAACACCUUUGCUGGUAUUCUGAGUUUGACCUUCCCUCGUAUGAGCAGCGUCAUGACCCCCACUGGAGCGUUCGGCUUCUACGCUGGUCUCAAUUUGAUAGCUUGGUUCAUGAUCUUCUGCUUCGUCCGCGAGACCAAGCAACUUACGUUGGAGGAACUGGACCAGGUCUUCUCUGUUCCGACAAAGGAUUUCAUCUCUCACGAGUUGAAGGUCACCACUCCGUACUGGAUCAAGCGCAACCUCCUCUUCCAGAGACACCUCCCGAAGCCGCCGGCGAUUAUUGCAACGGCCAGCAGCGGGGUCAGAAAGAGGCAGCCCGUCUCAGACUCUGCUUAA